AUGGAAGUGAAGCAAAAAUUAACUCCUAUUCAUCCGGGAGAAAUAUUAAAAGACGAAUUAGACUAUUUGGACAUUAGUCAGGCCAAAUUAGCUCGAGCCAUUAACGUUUCCACUCGCCGCAUUAACGAAAUUUGUCAAGCCAAACGGGGCAUUAGUGCUGAUACUGCUUUAAG
Racocetra persica is the source of this 173-nucleotide messenger RNA. The record is from the annotation of a GenBank genome assembly. NCBI's taxonomy places the organism in Eukaryota, Fungi, Glomeromycota, Glomeromycetes, Diversisporales, Gigasporaceae.